GUUUGCUCCCUCCCUCGGCUGGCACGGGAUCCUGAGCCCGCCCAGCGCGCCGAGCCUGGGCAAACCGAGCCGAGCCGAGCCGAGUCCCGCUGUUGUGCGCAGCCCGGCACCGCGGCAGCAUGACCGCGCGCGGCCCAGCCCUCGGCCUCCUCCUGCUGCUGCUCUGUCCCGCGCAGGUGUUGGCAUGGUCCUGCGUGUGGUAUGGAGAGUGUGGAAUUGCAUCUGGAGACAAGAGGUACAACUGCCAGUACUCGGGGCCACCAAAACCCUUGCCAAAGGACGGGUAUGACUUAAUGCAGGAGCUCUGCCCAGGACUCUUCUUUGACAACGUCAGUGUGUGCUGUGACGUGCAGCAGCUGCGGACCCUGAAAGACAGCCUGCAGCUGCCCCUGCAGUUUCUGUCCAGAUGUCCAUCCUGUUUUUAUAACCUAAUGAACCUGUUUUGCGAGCUGACGUGUAGCCCCCGGCAAAGUCAGUUUCUGAAUGUUACAGAAACUGAAGAUUAUGUUGAUCCUGUUACAAACCAGACGAAAACAAACGUAAAAGAAUUACAGUACUAUGUCGGAGAGAGUUUUGCCAAUGCCAUGUACAACGCCUGCAGGGACGUGGAGGCCCCCUCCAGUAAUGACAAAGCCCUGGGGCUCCUGUGUGGGAAGGACGCCGAAGCCUGCAAUGCCACCAACUGGAUCGAGUACAUGUUCAAUAAGGACAACGGCCAGGCGCCUUUCACCAUCACACCCAUUUUCUCAGAUCUUCCGGCCCAUGGGAUGGAGCCCAUGAACAAUGCCACCAAGGGCUGUGAUGAGUCUGUGGACGAAGUCACGGGGCCGUGCAGCUGCCAGGACUGCUCGGCCGUGUGUGGCCCCAAGCCCCAGCCGCCGCCCACUCCGGCUCCCUGGAGACUCUUGGGCCUGGACGCCAUGUACGUCGUCAUGUGGACCACCUACAUGGUGUUCUUGCUCGUGUUUUUUGGAGCAUUUUUUGCCGUGUGGUGCUACAGAAAGCACUAUUUUGUCUCCGAGUACACGCCCAUUGAUAGCAACAUCGCUUUCUCUGUAAAUGCUAGUGACAAAGGAAUGGCUUGGCUCUUAACCUCCAUCCUCCCUUCCUCUCCCGCUCUUCCAGGGGAGGCGUCCUGCUGCGACGCACUCGGUGCGGCAUUCGAGGGCUAUCUGAGGCGGCUCUUCUCCCAGUGGGGCUCUUUCUGCAUCCGAAACCCAGACUGCAUCAUCAUCUUCUCCCUGGCCUUCAUUGCCGCCUGUUCGUCAGGCCUGGUGUUUGUCCGGGUCACCACCAACCCAGUGGACCUGUGGUCCGCCCCCGGCAGCCAGGCACGCCUGGAGAAAGAAUACUUUGACACACACUUUGGGCCCUUCUUCCGCACGGAGCAGCUCAUCAUCCAGGCCCCCAACACCAGUGUGCACACUUACCAGCCGUACCCCUCAGGAUCCGAUGUGCCCUUCGGGCCCCCGCUCGACAUAGGGAUCUUGCACCAGGUCCUGGACUUACAAACCACCAUUGAAAACAUCACUGCAUUUUAUAACAACGAGACCGUGACACUUGAAGACAUCUGCGUGGCCCCCCUCUCACCCUAUAACAAGAACUGCACCAUUAUGAGCGUGUUAAAUUACUUCCAGAACAGCCAUUCCAUGCUGGACCACAAAAUAGGCGAUGACUUCUUUGUGUAUGCCGAUUACCACACGCACUUGCUAUACUGUGUACGGGCUCCCGCCUCUCUGAAUGAUACCAGUUUGCUCCAUGAUCCUUGCCUGGGUACGUUUGGUGGGCCAGUGUUCCCGUGGCUUGUGUUAGGAGGCUAUGACGAUCAAAACUACAAUAAUGCCACAGCCCUUGUGAUUACCUUUCCUGUCAAUAAUUACUACAACGAUACAGAGAAGCUCCAGAGGGCCCAGGCCUGGGAGAAAGAGUUUAUUAAUUUUGUGAAAAACUACGAGAAUCCAAAUCUGACCAUUUCUUUCACUACUGAGCGAAGUAUUGAGGAUGAACUGAAUCGUGAGAGUAAUGGUGAUGUCUUCACGGUUCUGAUCAGCUAUGCCGUCAUGUUUCUGUACAUUUCCAUAGCCUUGGGCCACAUCAAAAGCUGUAGCAGGUUUCUAGUGGAUUCUAAAAUCUCCCUUGGCGUCGCCGGGAUCCUCAUUGUGUUGAGUUCAGUGGCGUGCUCACUGGGGAUCUUCAGCUACAUUGGGAUCCCCCUCACCCUCAUUGUGAUCGAAGUCAUCCCAUUCCUGGUGCUGGCUGUUGGGGUGGACAACAUCUUCAUUUUGGUCCAGACCUACCAGCGCGAUGAACGUCUUCAAGGAGAAACUCUGGAUCAACAGCUGGGCAGGGUCCUAGGCGAAGUGGCUCCUAGUAUGCUCCUGUCAUCCUUUUCAGAGGCUGUAGCGUUUUUCUUAGGAGCCUUGUCAAAGAUGCCAGCCGUUCACACUUUCUCCCUGUUUGCCGGGAUGGCCGUCCUCAUUGACUUCCUGCUUCAGAUUACCUGUUUCGUGAGUCUCUUGGGGUUAGACAUUAAGCGUCAAGAGAAAAAUCGCCUGGACAUCCUUUGCUGUGUCAGAGGCUCUGAAGAUGGAACUGGCAUCCAGGCCUCAGAAAGCUGCUUGUUUCGGUUCUUCAGAAACUCCUAUUCUCCUCUUCUACUUAAGGAUUGGAUGCGACCAAUUGUGAUAGCGGUAUUUGUGGGUGUCCUGUCAUUCAGUAUCGCGGUCCUGAACAAAGUGGAAAUUGGAUUGGAUCAGUCUCUUUCAAUGCCCGAUGACUCCUACAUGCUGGAUUACUUCAGGUCCCUCAAAUACCUGCAUGCGGGUCCACCUGUGUACUUCGUCCUGGAGGAAGGGCACGACUACACCUCUCUGAGAGGGCAGAACAUGGUGUGCGGGGGCAUGGGCUGCAAUAACGACUCCCUGGUGCAGCAGAUCUUCACCGCGGCCCAGCUGGACAACUAUACCCGAAUAGGCUUUGCGCCCUCGUCCUGGAUCGAUGAUUAUUUUGAUUGGGUCAAGCCUCAGUCUUCUUGCUGUAGAGUCUACAACAGCACAGAUCGUUUCUGCAACGCUUCAGUGGUUGACCCUGCCUGCAUCCGCUGCAGACCUCUGACCCCGGAGGGCAAACAGAGGCCUCAAGGUGAAGACUUCAUGAGAUUCCUGCCCAUGUUCCUUUCUGAUAACCCAAACCCCAAGUGCGGCAAAGGGGGACAUGCUGCUUACAGUUCAGCCGUUAACAUCCUCGGCAACGACACAGGUGUCGGAGCCACGUACUUCAUGACCUACCACACCGUGCUUCAGACCUCUGCUGACUUCACUGACGCCAUGAGCAAAGCCAUCCUCAUCGCCAGGAACAUCACCACAACCAUGGGCCUCGAAGGAAGUGGUUACCGUGUGUUCCCGUACAGUGUGUUCUAUGUCUUCUACGAACAGUACCUGACCAUUAUUGAUGACACGAUCUUUAACCUCAGCGUGUCCCUGGGAGCCAUCUUCUUGGUGACCUUGGUUCUCCUGGGCUGUGAACUGUGGUCUGCAGUGAUCAUGUGUGUCACCAUCGCCGUGAUCGUGGUCAACAUGUUUGGCGUCAUGUGGCUGUGGGGCAUCAGUCUGAACGCAGUUUCCUUGGUCAACUUGGUUAUGAGCUGUGGCAUUUCCGUGGAGUUCUGCAGCCACCUGACGAGAGCGUUCACAGUGAGCACGAAGGGCGGCCGCGUGGAACGGGCCGAGGAGGCGCUCUCUCACAUGGGCAGUUCUGUGUUCAGUGGAAUCACACUAACAAAAUUUGCAGGGAUUGUGGUGUUGGCGUUUGCCAAAUCUCAGAUCUUCCAGAUAUUUUACUUCAGGAUGUAUCUGGCUAUGGUCUUACUGGGAGCCACCCAUGGCUUGAUAUUCCUCCCUGUCUUACUCAGCUACAUAGGCCCAUCAAUAAAUAAAGCCAAAAGUUCGGCCACUCAAGAGCGAUACAGAGGUACAGAGCGCGAACAGCUCCUCAAUUUCUAGCCUCUCGCGAGGUUUGGGGACUUCAAACUGUGUGUGUGGGUCGGUCGGUUUGCUGCUCGACAGUCGCCGUGUUGUCCGGGCAGAGCCGGACCACAGCGACACCAGGCUCGAACAGCGGCAGCUGCAGCCCUAGUGCUUUCGGAUCCAGGACCGCCAACCUGACGUGUGAAGCAGUAUUACCUAAUCGGAAGGCAGCUCCAGGACGCCCAGGGGUCUUCCACAUUCUCCGGGAACGAGACCUAAUUCGGGCAGGCGGAAGGGGCACGAGCGAAGCUGAGUGGGAUCUGCUCCCUGACCCCUUCUAAAGGCCAAUCAAUGCAAUGUUUUUUGUUUGUUUUUGGAGUAAGCCAUCACACAAGUUCUAUACCAUAUUUUUAGUAACACUUGAGGAUGUUGUAGAUACUUUAACAUUUUGUAGUUUAAAGAGCUUUAUUAAUGCAAUAAAUUAACUUUGUACACAUUUUUAUAUAUAUAAAAAAACUAGCAAGUGAUUUCAGAAUGUUGUAGGCCUCAUUAGAGCUUGGUCUCCAAAAACCUGUUUGAAAAAAGCAACAUGUUCUUCACAGUGUUCUCCUAUAAAGGAAAUAGAUUUCGUCAGAGGUGGCACAAAAAAGAGGAAAACAAGAGAAUGAACACUUUACAGCUCAUAGAUAUGUAUGGUGGGGGUUUUAACAUUUUCCUUCAUAAAAUACUUUGUUUUCCUAA
Messenger RNA from Callorhinus ursinus (northern fur seal), 4706 nucleotides. NCBI's taxonomy places the organism in Eukaryota, Metazoa, Chordata, Mammalia, Carnivora, Otariidae. The record is from RefSeq and is a predicted model, not a curated record.